This is a messenger RNA of Eimeria mitis, 1410 nucleotides long. Its product is annotated as myosin A, putative. Gene Ontology annotation, biological process: actin filament organization; vesicle transport along actin filament. The coding region runs from base 1 to 1410 and encodes 469 amino acids. The transcript is spliced from 3 exons. NCBI's taxonomy places the organism in Eukaryota, Apicomplexa, Conoidasida, Eucoccidiorida, Eimeriidae. Gene Ontology annotation, molecular function: microfilament motor activity; ATP binding; actin filament binding. The record is from RefSeq and is a predicted model, not a curated record. Gene Ontology annotation, cellular component: cytoplasm; actin cytoskeleton; vesicle.
AUGCUUGUGUGUCUGUGUGUGGCGUUUCUGCUGCUUCAGGGGUUUCAAAUAUGGACGGACUUGGCGCCCGCGGUGCAGCAGCAGCCGAACCUUAUGUUCGCUAAGUGCGUGGUGCAGGCGGGGUCAACUCCCGAGAUGCUGCAGGUGCAGCAGGUAGAGCCCGCGGGUAACAAUGAGACUUUCUCUGUGCCGCAUGCACACGCAUGGAAUACGAACUCUUCUAUUGAUCCUAUGACAUAUGGCGAUAUCGGCAUGCUGCCACACACCAACAUUCCCUGUGUAUUAGAUUUCUUACGUUAUCGUUACAUGAGAAACCAGAUAUAUACUUGUGCAGAUCCUCUUGUUGUUGCUAUUAACCCCUUUAAAGACCUAGGAAACACCACAAAGGAAUGGAUCUGUAAAUACAGAGAUACUGAUGACUACACUAAACUACCACCCCACGUCUUCUACACUGCACGUGUUGCUCUCGAUAACCUCCAUGGCGUCAACAAAUCACAAACCAUCAUCGUAUCCGGCGAGUCGGGUGCUGGUAAGACGGAAGCUACGAAGCAGAUAAUGAGAUAUUUCGCUGCUGCGAAGGGGGGGGCGAUGGACAUGCGUAUUCAGAACGCUAUCAUGGCAGCUAACCCAGUGUUGGAGGCGUUCGGUAACGCCAAGACUAUCCGUAACAACAACUCUUCUCGUUUCGGGCGUUUCAUGCAGCUUGAUGUAGCAAAGGAGGGGGGUAUUCGCUAUGGUAGUGUUGUUGCGUUUCUGCUUGAGAAAUCGCGUGUUCUCACCCAAGACGAACAGGAACGUUCGUACCAUAUCUUCUACCAGCUGUGCAAGGGGGCUGACGCAAGCAUGCGUGAACGUUUCCACCUGCUUUCUCUGGACCAGUACACAUACAUCAACCCCAAGUGCUUCGAUGUGCCCGGCAUUGACGACUUAGCCGACUACAAGGAAGUCUGCGAUGCGUUCAAGUCCAUGGCCCUCACAGACGAGCAGGUUGACUCAGUGUGGAGCGUUGUAGCCGGAGUGUUGUUGCUUGGAAACGUGCAGAUCACCGCGACAAAGCAGGGCGGCAUGGAUGAUGCUGCUGCUAUUGAAGGCGCGAAUCUCCAGCUUUUCAAGGAAGCUUGCGGUCUGCUUUUCAUCGACCCAGAUGAAGUAAUGAGGGAACUGACAACAAAAGUCACAUACGCCGGUGGGCAGAGAGUGGAAAGCCGCUGGAGACAAGAAGACGGUGACAUGCUCAAAUCUUCCUUAGCGAAAGCAAUGUACGACAAACUUUUCCUGUGGAUCAUCAGUGAACUGAACAAGUCCAUCAAGCCACCAGAGGGAUUCAAGAACUUCCUUGAAAAACUUCGUCGAUAUCGUCUUCACGAGGGAGGCGAAGCUGUACAAAGAAGAAAACGUUUCAACAGCUGA